CGCGCCCGCCCGAGGCGCCAGCGCGCCGUCCAGGUUGGCCGCCCGGCCCAACCCGGGCCCGCGCAGCGGUGCGCCACGGCCGGUGCCCGCGGAACGCCGCGCGGCCCAGCAGCCCUCCCGCCGCCCGCCGCUGGGGCAGAGGCCGCUCUCCGCCGCGCGGCACGGGAGGCGGGAGCAGCCGCAGCCAGCCGGCGGCGGCGGCAGCGGCUGCGGCUACUCCGCUGUCCGCGUCGUCGCGCGGCUUCCCGUGUGA
Messenger RNA from Prorocentrum cordatum, 253 nucleotides. The record is from the annotation of a GenBank genome assembly. NCBI's taxonomy places the organism in Eukaryota, Dinophyceae, Prorocentrales, Prorocentraceae.